AUGCAACUUCCGGAGGCCUCAGGCGUUUCGUCGAGCGACGAGGCUCGCCAGGGCUGCAAGCCCCGCCCUGACGCACUUCGCCUGCUGCUCGGCGCGCCACGACGUGACGAAAAACCAAGAGGUGUCUUCGAAUCGUUGGAGUCGCGAAGCCGUCGACUUCUUACUGCCAUCAUUUCGCUCCCAAUGCAGAUCGACGUCUCUUUACUCAACUACGCUGUCGUUGACUCGUUGCAGAAUCCGCACAAGUACAACUUCUUCCUUCCAAACAUCAAAGCCGGCCCGGUCAGUUCUUAG
This is a messenger RNA of Caenorhabditis auriculariae, 294 nucleotides long. Lineage: Eukaryota; Metazoa; Nematoda; Chromadorea; Rhabditida; Rhabditidae. The record is from the annotation of a GenBank genome assembly.